AUGCGGCGGGUUGAUAGGCAUGAGAAGUAUCUUGGCAUUCCAACUGCUCCAGGGAGAUCGAAAAGGGUGGUGUUUGAGGCAUUGCUUGAUAGAAUCUGGAAGAAGUUACAAGGAUGGAAAGAAAAACUCAUUUCUAGAGCCGGAAAAGAGGUGCUCCUAAAAUCUGUAAUACAAGCUAUCCCUACUUACCUUAUGGGAGUUUAUAAGUUCCCUUGCUUGGUGAUUGAGAAAAUUAAUAGUGCUAUGGCACGAUUUUUUUGGGGUUGUUCGGAUACUCGUCGAAAGACACAUUGGAGGAGUUGGAGUACUCUCUGUACUCCUAAGUGCUUAGGAGGUAUGGGAUUUAGAGACUUAAGUGUGUUUAAUGAUGCCCUUUUGGGUCGUCAAGCGUGGAGAUUGGUGCACAACGAGAAUUCACUCCUAAGUAAAGUCAUGAAGGCGAAGUACUACCCGAACUGCUCUUUUCUCGAAGCCUCACUUGGGCAUGCGGGUAGCUACUCGUGGCAAAGUGUGUGGAGCGCAAAUCGCUGGUGA
This is a messenger RNA of Chenopodium quinoa (quinoa), 534 nucleotides long. RefSeq lists its product as uncharacterized. The record is from RefSeq and is a predicted model, not a curated record. Bases 1 to 534 code for a protein of 177 amino acids. The transcript has a single exon. NCBI's taxonomy places the organism in Eukaryota, Viridiplantae, Streptophyta, Magnoliopsida, Caryophyllales, Amaranthaceae.